AGCGAAAAGUUCCCUCUGCCGUUCUCCACGGACGAACUCGACUCCGUUUCUCCAUCGAAGCAUCUUCUCAGGUGUCCUCCAAGUCUUCCAAGCCAAAACCCGGUGGCUUCCGAUCAAGAACAGUAGCCCCUCCGGCGAACUGCACAGAGAUGUCAUCUUCGGUGUUCGCCGGAACGACGCAGAAGUGCACGGCGUGCGGGAAGACGGUCUACUUGGUGGACCAGCUCGCUGCAGAUAACCGCUUCUUUCACAGGGCUUGCUUUCGAUGUCACCACUGCAAGAGAACGCUCAAGCUCAGCGAUUAUAGCUCCUUUGAGGGUGUUCUCUUUUGCAAACCUCAUUAUGAUCAGCUUUUUAAGAUGACUGGAAGCUUGGAUAAGAGUUUUGAAGGUGCUCCAAGGUUUGCUAAGGCAGAAAGACAUACUGAUCGUGAGGUUCAAACAAAUAGCAGAAUUUCAAGUAUUUUUCUUGGGACGCAGGAUAAGUGUGUAGUGUGCAAGAAAACUGUGUAUCCUAUUGAGAAGGUAGCUGUUGAUGGAAAUUCAUAUCACAGGCCAUGCUUCAAAUGCUCGCAUGGAGGAUGCACUAUCAGUCCUUCCAAUUACAUGUCACACGAUGGAAAGCUCUACUGCAAGCAUCAUCACAAUCAACUCUUCAAGUCCAAGGGAAAUUUCAGCCAGUUUGGAGAGAAGAACGAAGAAAUAAGAGCCCGCGUGAAAAUGCCGAAUCCUGUUGAGAACAGUGAGAACCACACAGCUGAAAAUGGUAUAGCAAGCACUUGAAUUUUCUCUGUUUAGAGGUCAAGUUUCACACCGUGCCGUUCCUUUUUGUAUGUUGUUUGCCGUACGACAAUGAGUCUGUCUAUUCGAGUAUGAGAUAUGUUUACCGGAUAAUAAAACAAGAAGCCUGAGUGUAUUCAGUAAUUUUAUAUUUCUACUAUGAUGAAGAACUGCCUUAAAAUAUUGGUUGUAAGAGGUUUUAUGAAUAAAUACAUGUCUAAUAAAUGGGGUAAUUUUGUAGAUACUGCUU
Molecule: messenger RNA, 1029 nt
Organism: Phalaenopsis equestris
Lineage: Eukaryota; Viridiplantae; Streptophyta; Magnoliopsida; Asparagales; Orchidaceae
Product: LIM domain-containing protein WLIM1-like
Exons: 6
Coding region: 150-782 (210 amino acids)
Biological process (GO): actin filament bundle assembly
Cellular component (GO): plasma membrane; actin cytoskeleton
Molecular function (GO): actin filament binding
Source: RefSeq, a predicted model, not a curated record